Molecule: messenger RNA, 1629 nt
Organism: Glossina fuscipes
Lineage: Eukaryota; Metazoa; Arthropoda; Insecta; Diptera; Glossinidae
Gene: BBS4
Product: Bardet-Biedl syndrome 4 protein homolog
Exons: 10
Coding region: 1-1518 (505 amino acids)
Biological process (GO): cilium assembly; protein localization to cilium
Cellular component (GO): ciliary basal body
Molecular function (GO): protein binding
Source: RefSeq, a predicted model, not a curated record
AUGUCACACACUGAGGAAAUUACGUGUAACGGUCGCGUCAUAACGGUGCCUACACUCGAAGUGGUUAGAGAGAUUCCCAGCAUGUCCGCUGGAACUAAUAUAGAUUGGCUGCUGCACAUCUACUACUCUCGUAGGGAUUUUGUACGAUGCAAGCGUUUAAUUGACCGCGAACUGUAUAAACACUUGAAUGCCGAAUAUUUGUAUUUUGUGAAGGGUUUAAUUGAUCGAGAAGAAGGAAAUAAUAUAGAGGCGUUGCGUUAUCUACAAAAAGCUCUUGAAUUAAAUCCCAAAAAUAUUGAAAUAUAUAAAGAGAUCGGAAAAACAUUAUUUGUGAUGGGUCGAUAUAAUCAAUCGUUGGAUACAUUUCGCGAGGCCGAAGACUUAUCAACGCGUUUGGAUCACGAAAUUUUUCACUUCAUUGGUGAAUUGCUUUUACGUUCGUCGGCUUCACGCAAUCAAGUCGAAAUGGCGCUUAAGGAACAACAGGAAGCCAAGCAGUACUUUCAAAAGGCCAUACAAACUGGUAAAAAAUUGGAAAGUUUUCAACGCUUAGCUGAAAUACAUCGCAAGGAGAAGGAUUACAGCAAAGCCAUUGAAGUACUUGAGAGUUGUUUACUUCUUUCACCCGAGAAUACUGAAGUAUUGACGGAAAUUGGUGUUCUUUACUUGAAAAUGAACGAAACCCAGAAAGCCUUCGAUCGCUUACUUGAGGUAAUUCAAUUCGAUAAAAAAUGCUUGCGUGGUUUAAUGGCUUUUGGUGCAAUAUUGCAGUCGCGCAAUGAUGUUGACGCUGCUUUAGUAAAAUAUAAAGAGAGUGCGGCUUUACAAUCAAAUAUUCCAGAGCUAUGGAAUAAUAUCGGUUUAUGUUUUUUUAAGAAGGAAAAAUUUAUUGUGGCCAUUUCGUCGCUGAGGAAAGCAAUUUGGCUAUCGCCACUAAACUACAAUUCUUUGUAUAAUCUAUCGUUGAUUUAUAUAAGCGCGCAACAAUACGCGAGUGCUUUUCAUACACUGGCGGCGGCCAUAAACUUACGCCAAGAUAAUGCUGAAUGUUUUAUGCUGUUGGGAGUUUGUUUACGUAAAUUGGAGGAUUUCGAUAAUGCUUAUGUCGCAUUUGAACGUGCCACAGCAAUGCUUCCGUCAUCACCUUUAAUAUACCUGAACUGUGCUCUAUUUUGUUAUGAGACUGGUCGCUUAGCCAUGGCUACCGAACAAUAUAAUCGUUUUGUUAGCAGCUCUGAGAAUUUAAUGCGGUUACCAAUCGAAUAUAAAUUUCAGGCAACGAAACUUAAAUCUUUACUGAAAAUUUCUUCAAGUCAUUUACUAGCUUCCCCAAUAAGUGAAGCAAACGAUAACAACUACAACUACAGCAGAAGCAACAACAAGAAUGAUGAUGCUGAUGAUAGUGGCAAUAGACUUUGUACGAUGAAGGACGAUCCGCAAAAAGUACCAGCAGACGAAGACGAGCAGCAACAGGAAAAGCUAGAAACGCAUUUGGAAGGAAAUACUGCAGUUAACUAAACUUAAGCAACCGCAACAAAGUGAAAGAAAGUUAAGGUACGGCAGACCUAAAAGAAAAAAAUUCGUGUACAACUAUUAUGGUGAAGGGUGAAACAAGUGUUUGAAAGUUUU